UAAAGUUAGAUAACGGCUUUAGUCGGGAUGUACUCGUCUGUCUGAUGUGAGGAAGUAUAUUUUUAAAAAUGUUAGCAUUUAUUUGGUUGUUAAAGUCGGAGUAAAUAGGGAAUUGAAGACUAACUUGAGAGCUCGUGUAAAUGUAUAGACACAAAUCAACAUAUAUACAUAUAUAAAACGAGGUGUUAGCAAGUAAAGGUAGAGGUAGUUAAUAGUGUACGAGGUUGUUUCUCUGUUUCUAACGGUGCGCAGGUUAUUGGAAAGCUGUUGUAGGUAUAUAUAGUGGAGUAUGUAUGCUGUACGGAGCAUAAAAUAAAAUAACAGAGUAAUGGAGAGUAGAGGGAAAGAAGCAUAUCGUAUCGUACUGUGCAUAACAAACCAACAAACUAUCUACACUACUAAGAUUAUUAUUGCAAUGACCCAACUCUCGUAUCCACUAUCUGACAUUCUCAGAAACAUGCCGCUGCUGCUGCUGCUACUACUUCAAUAGAAUGUGUCGAGUCCGAGGAAGGCUGUCUACGGUGUCGAGAAAAUUUUUGCGCAAGGUGUGCAGGACUUUUGCACCGCGGAAACUGUGUGGAGACAUGUCCACCAGGUCACAUUGCUGACCGAUCAACGCGGGCUGAAUACAUGGGACGAAUAUGCCGUGAGACUGGUUACAUGUUCGGACUAACAGGCAGCCAAGUCGCCAUCCUCGUCGGCAUAAUAUCCGGGGCGACGAUAUGUAUAUUUAUUAUUCUAUGCGGUGCAAUUGUUCUUCAUCGUCGCAAGAAGAAGGCCGCCAAACUAAUACGGCAAUACGAGGACAGUGCCGAGAGGCGAGAAUUUCUCAAGCAUCUCGCCACAUUGAGAGGAGAAGCCAACACUUUUCUUGCGAUGCUCAACGACACGAGGAGACAAGUAAGAGAAUUGUAUUACUCUGGUAGUAAUGGCGAUGGUGCUGUUGGUGUACAAGCUUACAGACCCGUCUUACGUGACCUCGCGAGGAUCCUAGUUCUCGUAAAUAGAAAAGACGAGGAUAUAUAUUUGCCACCAGACGAUUGGCAGCGGCUGCUGGCUUGGGCUGAACGUUUGCUGAGACGUUACAAGAAGCACACUUCACCAGAGGUGGCUCAGCUGGUGACGUUUCUCCAGCAACCGGGGCCAGUGAGUCAGCUGACACCAACGUCGCCCCAGCAGAUAGCGAUAACUCAGGCAUCGUCGCAGGCGUAUGAACUAAGAUCAACACCGACGAAUCUCACGACAUUCCAGGCAAAUGCGCCGCUAGCGACCUUCCAAGCUAGCGAUAAGUCUAGUAUAAGUCCCGCGAGCUCCAGUCUCGGAUAUAUCAAAGACAGUCCAAUAGGUUCUAGUUUAGGUCAAAACAGUUGUAUUGUUUAUAAUGACAAAUUGAGUCCGUCCGGUUCUACCGUUGGUCAGACGACGCCUCUGGUCUUUGCUAACCAAAAGCGACGGACCUCAUCGUCGACGCACCUGCAGGAGCUCGGGAUAUCGGCAUUUAAUCAUACAUAUUUACCUGGUAAUUUAACGGCUGUGCCGGGUGACAGCAGUGUCUCUUGUGCUGAAACAGAGUGCAAUGGUCUCAAUCGUGAUCUCAAUCCCCAGUGGGAGUUUCAAACCACGAUUGAAGCAACUAAUUACACGAUAUUGAAUGACUGGGCACCUGGAAGGGACUACCUCAUUGACGACUUCACGAUUCUCGGGUUCAGACCGCAGGAUGAAAUUACCACAGAGUUAUGAUACCAAUUAUUAUUAUUAUUUUAAUUAUUAUUACAAUUAAAUAUUAAUAAUUUAAGAUGCAUUUCUAUUAAAUUAUUUUAUUUUCAUUUAUGAAAUAACAUUUUUUUUCUACAAAUUAUUUUUUAAAUAUUUAUUUUUAAGUCACACAUAAAUUAUUGACUGAGAUAAAAGAAAAAAAAAUAAACAAUUGUAACUGUAGAUAAACUUUUGUAAACAAACCAAAUUGUAUAAUUUUUUUUAUUACUUUUUCGUUAUCGAAAAUUGUUAUUACAUAAUUAGUUAUUGUCAAUUACUAUCGGCGUCUGCAAUCUGCGCUAGUCAGCGUUAAAAAUAUUAAAGAAAAUUUAUUUAUACUUUUGAUGUAAAUAAAAUUAAAAAUACGAGAAAAUAAUAAAAAAGAAAAAAUAAAAUAAAUAAAACCCAGUGGAUUUUAAAAGAAUGAGAGAUUUUAAAAAAUAGUAUUGCCGAAUUAAAAGUACAUAGAUGUAAUAAUUAAAUAUUAUCAAGACUUUUAUUGAGUCUGACUGUACAAAUUCAUGUAAAUAAAUAGAUAAGAACAAAG
Molecule: messenger RNA, 2302 nt
Organism: Microplitis demolitor
Lineage: Eukaryota; Metazoa; Arthropoda; Insecta; Hymenoptera; Braconidae
Gene: T48
Exons: 6
Coding region: 631-1740 (369 amino acids)
Source: RefSeq, a predicted model, not a curated record